Molecule: messenger RNA, 2368 nt
Organism: Erigeron canadensis
Lineage: Eukaryota; Viridiplantae; Streptophyta; Magnoliopsida; Asterales; Asteraceae
Product: heterogeneous nuclear ribonucleoprotein 1-like
Exons: 5
Coding region: 426-1838 (470 amino acids)
Molecular function (GO): RNA binding
Source: RefSeq, a predicted model, not a curated record
AUCUUUUUUUUCUUAUACACUACCACACACAUUCACCUACAGAAAAAUCUAAUCUUUUUGCCAAAUUUCACAUCUUUAUUUAUGUAGAAGACAAACCCAUAUCAUAGAUUUAUUUUGUAAGAUAUAUAUUUUUGUUUUUUUAACUUUUAUUAAUUUUUUAUUUGAAAAAUUGAACAAAAUCAAUAAAUAUAAAGGGGGCAAUAUCUGAGGAGGAUGAACAUGCCCUCUGUUCUUAUUGUGCCUCCUCUCAGAUCUUAAAUUUUGUAUUUUUAUCAAGUUUCUUCAUCUGGGUAUUUGUUAAAUUUGUUUUGAGCUGAAAGUUUGGGUUGAAGAAUCCUGGAAAUGUUUUCUGACUGAUACCUGAAUUCUGAAUCCCAUUAUCUUGUUGGGAGUAUAAUCAUUGUGUGUUUCUUCAAAGUAAGAAAAUGCAAUCUGAUCUUGGUAAGUUAUUUAUCGGUGGGAUAGCAUGGGACACGAAUGAAGAGCGUUUGAAAGACUAUUUUACUAGUUAUGGCGAGGUUAUAGAGGCUGUAAUUAUGAGGGAUCAUGCCACGGGCCGUGCUCGUGGUUUUGGGUUCAUUGUGUUUUCAGAUCCUGUUGUUGCAGAUAGAGUUACCAAGGAGAAACACAACAUUGAUGGCAGAAUGGUUGAGGCGAAAAAGGCUGUUCCUAGGGAGGAUCAAAGCCCAAUUAGAAGUAGUAGUAGCUUUGAGGGUUCUCCUGGUCCAGCCCGAACCAGAAAGAUUUUUGUAGGAGGGUUAGCGUCUACUGUAACUGAAAACGAUUUCAGGAAGUACUUUGAACAAUAUGGAACAAUUACGGAUGUAGUGGUUAUGUAUGAUCAUAGUACCCAAAGGCCACGAGGAUUUGGGUUCAUUACGUUUGAUUCAGAGAAUGCAGUAGACAAAGUUCUAUUAAAAACGUUUCAUGAACUUAAUGGUAAAAUGGUUGAGGUUAAACGAGCAGUUCCAAAAGAGCUUUCGCCUAGUCCAAUCCGAAGCUCACUUGGUGCAUAUCCUUAUGGGUUGAGUCGAGCUAGUAGCUUUCUUAAUGGAGCUUACUCUCCGAAUGCUGUUGGAGUUGGAGGUUAUGGUGUUAGGAUGGACGGUAGAUUCAGCCCGAUUCCUUCUGCACGAAGCGGGUUUGCUACGUUUGGUUCUGGCUAUGGAAUGGGAUUGAACUUUGAACCUGGGAUGAACGAGAAUUAUGGUAGCGGUGCUAAUUAUAAUAGUACUCUGAGCUAUGGGAGGGGAAUGGGCCCAUAUUAUGUUGGGAAUUCAAAUCGGUUUGGGAAUCCUGUCAGUUUUGAGGGUGGAAAUGCUGGGAAUACAUCUUUUUUCAGUUCGAAUCCUAGAAAUUUAUGGGGUAAUGGUGGGCUUAACUAUGCAUCAAAUUCCACAGGCUCAGCUGGGGUCAUUGGCGGGGCUAUCUUAGGGAACACAGGGCUCAAUUGGAGUUCAUCUCCGAUUUCAUCUCAAGGUUUGGGGAAUGUUACUACACAGAGUGCUAAUCUUGGUUAUGGAGGCGGGGAGAAUAAUUAUGGCUUGAGAAGUGCAGGUUAUGGAAGAAAUACUAGUAAUAGUGUGGUUCCUACAUCAUCAUUUGGUGCAAAUUUAGGUUAUGACGGGCCUUUUACAGACUUUUAUGGUGGUGGUGGCUCGGUCUAUGGAGGUGACCCAACUUGGCGGUCAACAAAUAAUGAGCGUGAGCCAGGUGGUUCAUUUGGUGGGUAUGGGCUAGGUGGUGGUGGUUCUGAUGUCCAGACUAAGAGUCCUUCUGGUUAUGUAGGUGGUUAUAGUGUUGCUAAGAGACAGGAAAAUAGAGGAAUCGCUGGAUAGUAGGAAGCAUAACUUUAUAGUUAAAGUACGGUGUAUCAGGCGUUAUGUGAAUUUUGCUCACCUAAAGAAGGGUUGGCUAUCUUAAAGCUAACUUGAGUGCAGUAGAUGGUGGAUUAUAAGGCGUUUUUUCUGUUUUUAUGUUUUGGAUCCAUGAGUUUUCCUUUUUUGGUCUUUUUUGAGUGAGGUGUAUAAUUUGAAUGCGGCAUAUAGUCAAAACAAAUGGUGUCAUCUCUUGUGAGUGAGAUGAUACAACAGACAAUGUUUUGCCUGGACCAUGUUCGGGUUUUUGUGUUCUUUUUUUUUUCUUCCUGUUAUUCAUGAAACUGCAAAGUUUCAUGUCGUUUUGUCGUCGUUUUCAGGGUUCAGUUUCACAUUUGGUUUGCUAGCAAUGAGCUCUAAUUUAAACUCAUAAGUGUACCAGGAUUACUGUUGAUUCUAUUACUAGUAUCAAACAUUCGAGGGAAACCUAUCUAGGGUUCCCAUGAAUAAGUUACAUCAAUCUUAUUAGAUUUUUGCUUGCUUACAUAAAA